AUGAAGAUAUCGGUUCUACUAGCCCAAGUGGCUUGGAGCUCAUGCACGGAUUGCACGAAGCGGAACAAGAUCAGGGAAGAAGUGACGAAAAUUAGAUUGAGGAGGGAUAUUGGAAACACGCAGCAAGAAAAUUUACUCAAUGAAGGUGUUAUUUCAGGCCGAGAAACAAUCUCUCUCGCAAAUCCGCUCAAGAAAAGCUGGAAAUGGACCCAAGACGAGUGGAAAUUUGAAGACGACUUUGUUCAGCCAAGUUUUGUCCUCAAGAUGAACGAGAUGAACACAGAACCGGCAAACUUACGCGACCAGUUCAGUAAGCUCAAAGCCGUCCACACCACUGAUGAUGAGGAUCUCAUGAUCGAAGGCUCUGGCGAAGAGUUUUCAGGAGACGGCAACUUCGAGAGUGACUAUGGCUUCGCUGAUUAUGAUGAAACUUAUAUGAAAGAAAACAAGCCCGAUUCAAAUGAUAAAUCUUCACCAGCAACAGAAGAAAUUUCAUCAACAACUAAUCCGCCUUCAACUAGCACUACUUCAACAACAACCACUUCUACUUCAACUGUUAGCACAACUACUUCAAAGCAACCAACAACCACGACAACUUCAACGACCACGAAAACUUCUACAACCACACAAACUUCUACCACAACGACAACAACUACGACAACGACAAGCACUACUAGUACAACAACUCUUCCUCAGACGACCUCUUCAACAUCGACGACUUCUAAAACAUCCCGUCUUACAAGCAGUGCUAGCCACUCAUCACCACAGUCGUUGUACUCAUCCUAUUGUUAUCGUUACAGCCGUGCCCGAGUCAAUUUUGGCAGUUCCAUCGACAUGGCUGGCCAGACAGAAUGGAACUACGAUUCCCCCACAGAGCGCAACAAUCGUUUUCUCUUCGAAAGCGAGCGUAUAAUGCGUGUCUUCGAAGAAGAAUACGAUCGAAUCCCUGGCCACUACGAAGUCACUCCAAUUCAAAUCAAAGAAGUCAAUGGCGAUGUCAUGGUCUUCAUCGACAUAGGCUGUCAAUUGGUCAAUUCUGCUUGUGAUGCUGACGAUACUGAAGAAUUUUUGAAGAGUAUUGUCGAAAUGAAAUACAUUGAAAACUAUGUUCUGAAAGAAAAUGGAUUUAGAUUUACUGAUCUGGGUAUGCAAGGAUGUGAUAACUACGUUAUCCCACCAACCAUCACUCCUGAUGUUGUCGAUGUCAGUGGCCCCGAGUCAUCAGAAUACGAAUAUGAACCUAUUGAAUAUGACUUGCCCGAGAGAACCACUACAACUGAGAUGCCAAAAGCAACUGCCCCAAGAACAACUCCUAAGAGCACUAAAUACAUGACAAAAUACACUGCUCAGAAUGGAUAUGACAAUAUUCAGUGCAAUCAGUACACAGAAAUGAGAUGUCACAAUGGCAAAGAUUGUAUUGAUAGAUCUCAAGCAUGCGAUGGAGUAAAAGACUGCUCUGACGGAUCUGACGAGUGGGGAUGUGGAACUUUUGAAGGCGGUGCUGGAGAAUGUGAGCCAAACGAAUUCAUGUGUGGAAACGGCAAGUGCGGAUCGAAAGUAUGGCUCUGCGAUGGCGACAUGGACUGUGCCAAUGCCUUUGACGAGAGCGAAUGUCCAGCAAGCUUUGAGGGUCCAUGUGAGAGCACCCAGUUUCAGUGCAAAGCGAGCGGUAACUGCAUUCCCAAGUCUUACCAAUGCGAUGAUCACCCUGAUUGCUCCGACAGUUCUGAUGAGCUUGAUUGCGCCGCUCCGACUGUAACAAAUCCACCACUUCCUGAAGUGCAUGCUUCUGUUGGCAGCACUGUUGUCCUUGAAUGCACAGCGGUAGGAACUCCAAUGCCCAUUAUUUCCUGGAGAAAAAACUGGGGCCACACUUGCUCCGCGCCAAGAUGUGACCAGAAAACCCACCUUGGUCACGGCCGACUCACCAUUCGAAACGUCACAAAAGAGGAUGAAGGAGCAUAUUCUUGCGAGGCGAUGAAUUCUCGUGGUAAUAUUAUCCCUGUACCUGACGCAGCCCUUUUUGUCCGGAAACCAACCGCCGGACGAUGUCCUGACAAUACUUUUAAAUCGCCAGACGGAGAUUGUUUGAACUGCUGGUGUUCUGGCCAAAGCAGCGCCUGCGCUCAGCUUCAUAGAGGUUACGCUCGAGUACACCUUGAUCCUGAUGAUUAUUCCGAAAUCAAACUUGCUCCCCUUGAUGAUCAUGCUUCUUCAUUUUACCCCAAGCCCGAGCAAGUCAUUCGAGGUCACAAGAAAAUAACACUGAUCGAUCUUUCAAAGCGCUUUCUUGCUUCUGCUAACUACUGGUCGCUUCAAGAACCAUUCUCCGGCAGCAUGAUCCAGACUUAUGGUGGAUCCCUGGAAUACACCGUCUCCUUCAAGUCCCAAUACGACACGCCGAUCGACCUGCCAGAUGUAGUGAUACAAGCGGCCGAUGGUUCGCAACUUUCAUAUCGCUUCCGGACACCAACACUGCCGAAUCGGGACAACACCAGACGCGUUUCUUUCCGCGAAGAUAACUGGCAAGACAUCAAUGGCCGGUCAGUCUCACGAGAAGACUUUUUGAAUGUUUUAGCGAAUGUUGCCGGCGUUUUCCUCAGAACAACAUAUGACGAGAAUAUGUUCGAGACAAGCUUAUCGAAUGUGUCCAUUGAAAAAGUUUCCACUCAGCGAGGAUCAAGCUACGUCGAGCAUUGUUCUUGCCCAUGGGGAUUCUCCGGAACUAGCUGUGAGAAAUGUGUCGAAGGUCAUUACAGAAAAGGAAAUGAAUGCAUCGAAUGUCCUUGCAAUGGAUACGAAUGCGAGCUUGAUGAUGUAUCCGGUACGGAGCCUAUUUGCAAAUGCCCGGCUCAUCUAAAUCAGGAAGACUGCUCACUCAAAAUUGAGAAAACAACCUCUAAGGCGGCGACAACAACACCAACGACUCAAACAACAACGUCGACGGAAGCUCCUGAAGUCUCUCCAUGCAAUCCAGCUGGGACAGAAAACUUUGAUGGUGACUGCAAUUGCAAGAAUAAUACUGUUGGAAGCAGAUGCGAUCGCUGCAAGAUCAACACUUUCGAUGGCCCAAAAGAGGAAUAUCCAGAAGGCUGUUUAGAUUGCUGGUGCUCUGAUGUCACAAAGAACUGCAAAGCCUCGAAUCUUUUCUUCAACAGAUUUAUUCCACAGGACAUGGAUAGAUUCCCAAUCGUCGAGAUUAAUUCACACGGCGGCCUGGACCAGUUAGAGCGUUCCGAUAUCAACCACCAGAGACAAGGUGGCUACCACGCUCGUACUUAUCGAAAAGAGAACUGCUACUGGCUUAUUCCUGAUCGAUUCCUUGGUGACAAGCUAACAUAUUACGGCGGCUCAAUGGUCUUCGAUAUCAUCAUUGACGGAGAAAGGAACCCUGGCGGACGAGUUGAACUUAUUCUGACUGGAAAAGGAAAAACCCUCAAGUAUAAUUUCGGCGUCAUUCGAGGAUCUGUUAAUGUCAAAAUCUCUGAAAAUGCUGGCUGGGAGCUUGAAAAUGGAAGGAGUGCAAGUCGGGAGGAUAUUUUAUCAGUACUUGCAGAUAUUCAAAGAAUCCUUAUUCAAGGAUGCAUUGGAUACACUGAAUUCUCAGAGAUCGCCAACUUCCAAGUAGAUAUGGCUAGCACUCAAAGAAGCUCGAUCCCAGCUACAUCCGUCGAAAAGUGCUUCUGCCCUCGCGGCUAUCGAGGUUUGAGUUGCGAGGAAUGUGCACAUGGCUAUUUCCGCCUUACCACUGGUCACUGUCAAAAAUGCAACUGCGGUGAUGACAACGACUGUGAAGACUUUACCGGCGAGUGCCAGUCAAAAGUCCUUUGCAAUGAAAACCCAUCGACCCCUUUGUCUAUGCCCUGCUUCUGCAUGGGACGAUCGGAUGACUGUAGCUUUGACAAGCUCAAAUGGAGCACCGUUCAAGCCAAACAACUUACAGGAACCCAUUUGACGGACAAAUUCGGCCGAUCAAAGGACAAUGAAGUUCGAAGUUGUGGAAUCGGCUGUUUGUACGCUCCAUUGAAGAUUUCUGAAAAUUAUGAUGCUUUUUGGACGGUUCCUUGCAGCGUUCUUGGAGGAGAGCUGGUUCAGUCUUACGGUGCUUCCCUGAGAUUUGAGCUUGAGUUCAAUGGCCAAGUUCACAACAAGGGUUUCGAAUGUGCUAUCAUCCGUUCCCGCCAUGAACCCGAUCUGAUCCAAAGCUGUGGUCCAUCCCCACACACUAAGGGAGCAAACUCAAUCGAGCUCCAUGAAAAUUCUUUCGCCCGAAGAAACGGAAAAUCCGUCACUCGCGAGGAUUUCCUGAUGAGCUUGGCAACCUGUGAGACGAUCUCAAUCCGCGCUCAAUACAACAAAGACGGCAGCUCUGUGAAAAUCUCAAAUGUGGAGAUUGACAAAGCUUUGCCUGACCGAGGCGAGCAAAAUGCUGCGACAGUUGAGCUUUGCCAAUGUCCAGUUGGAUAUGAAGGAACAUCUUGCGAAAAAUGCACAGAUGGAUACUACCGCGGAAAAGGCCUUUACCUUGGACAAUGCAUCCCUUGCGAAUGUAAUGGAAUGGCAAAGACCUGCAAUAAGCACACUGGCGCGUGUAUUGGUUGCCAAGGAUCAACUGCAGGACCAAAAUGCGAUCAAUGUAGACAUGGGUAUCAAAAAAUACGAAGUGGUGAUUGCGUCAGAAUUCCAGCUGUCCCUUGCCAGACUGAUGAUGUGAAGGAGAUUUGCAAGGAGCAAAUGCUUGAUAUUGUUUUCCUUGUUGAUGGUUCAGAUUCAAUCCCGCCAAACGAUUUCGCGAAGAUUCAAAAAUGGAUCUCCAAGUUCACGUCCGACCUGUCUCCCUCCGAACUCACUCAGGCACUACGAGUUGUCGUCGUUCAAUUCUCCGACAUCGUACUGACAAACGUUGAUUACCAGCUUAAUUCGGCGUCCGACUUGGCCGAGUUUGACUUGCGCUUGGCCGUGAUCCGGCAAAUUGCGAAAAACACCAUGACGGGCAAGGCGCUUUCUUUCGUCGCUGAAAAUACCCUGCCCAGCUUACGCGCGGAAUCGCUCAAGACGAUGAUUACUUUCACAGAUGGUGGCUCACGUGAUCACAUUCGUCGGGAGGACGUCAAAACGCUUCAGGAACAGUUUGACUUCAUGCUCGCUGUUGGAGUUGGCCCAAGCGCUCGCGAUGACGAGCUAAGGAUGCUUUCCACAAAGGGCCGAUCAAUUCACGUUAAGGAAUACGAUGCACUUGCGGAUCUCGUUGAGAAUAUUCUGCAAUCUGUUGCUUCUCAAUGCUCGGAGAAAUCCUCAGGCUAUACUAGAACAUCGCAAAGCUCAUCAAGAGAGGACCAGCCGACAAGAUCAUAUUCUCGAAAAAUUAGUAGGCCAACUAAUCGACCUCAGCUUCCUUCAAGAGGCGACAAUGAAGAAAACAGAUAUUCUAGCUAUCGAUCUCCCCAAUACCUAAAGCGUGGAAAUCCUAAAAUAUCAGUCUAUCUUCGAUCGAAUGAGUCCCGCAAGGUCGUCAGAGCCGGGUCAAGAGUGGAACUCAAAUGUUCUGCGCACUCUUCGAUUCCAUCUUAUGCACUCAAUUGGUACAGAAACGGACAAGCAGCAAUGCCCAAGGGAACUGCUGCUAAUUCUAAUGGUCUGCUCGUUAUCAAGGACAUUCAACCUAGCUCAGCUGGCACUUAUACUUGCUGGGCUAAUAUCAACAAGAAAAUUGGUCCGAUUGGGCCACAGAAUGUGCAGAUAAUCGGUCCAGAUAGUGCUCAAAUCGGACAGCCGAUAAAUUUUGAGUGCAAGGCGACGGGUAAUGGACUGAACUUUCGGUGGAUGGACGGACAAAACAACAAUAUCUCAACAGACGCGCAGCUGUCUUUCUACCCAGAAAGUACGAUCAAUUUGACGUGUAUUGUCAGCGACUUGGAUGGACUGCAAACAUCCAGAAUCCACGAAUUGACAGUUGGAGAGGCUCCAUUUUUGAGGACAUCGACCGAAGACAGCCUCUUGGAGUUCGUUGAAGGUUCAAAGUUGGAGAAAAUAUACUGUUUCUCGAAAGACGGGGACGUGUUCUGGCGAGUUUAUCUAAACUCAACAGACGAGCUCCCACGAGAAAUCCAGUCUGACGAGGUUACUGUUGGCUACAGUCUAUGGAAAGCUGUUCAAUGCGGAGCGCGAAACGAGUUUGGAACGCGUCUCUCGAAAAUUAUUGAAAUUGCGAGUAUUCCAAGCUCCAGCCUACCGCAUAAUGUGAGAAUCGAACAGCCCGAUCUUUAUGCAAGAGUAGGGAGCAACUUGUCUAUUACUUGCUCAGCGCUAGGAAUUGACGUCAAUUAUCACUGGUCCAAAGAUGAUGUAGAAUUGGAAGAAAUUGGCGCUGAAUUAGCUUUUGAUGAUUUGACAGACGAAGAUUCUGGAUCUUAUAAAUGCACAGCUUCUAAUAAAUAUGGGAACGCGACGAGUUUACCAAUAACUGUUCAUAUUGGAAUCCUUCCGACUGUCAGCAUCGACCCUUCUCCAGAAGAUAUCGCCACAUUCCCAAUCAACAUAACUUGCAACGUCGAAAACGGCCUCCCAACCUGGAUUUUCAAGAAAGAUGGUGAAGAAUGGGGUCAAGAUCAUCCCGUAGCGCUAAUUGAGCUAGGUGAAAUGGACGAGGCUACAUGUUUCGGCUACAAUGCUUUUGGCAAUCAAUUUGGCCCUUCUAUUCCUUUGAAAGAAAUUUCUCUUUUAUACGAAGCAAUUCAAGAAGCCGAAGCAAAGCUCAAAGCUGCUGAGUUUCAAAAAGCAGCAGAAGUACUCAGCAUUCACGCGUCAUCUGAGUACGUCAGAGUAAAUGAAAGCGUCACUGUCGUUUGUGAACUGGAUAAAUCAAAUGCAACCGUGACAUGGACACAUUUUGCCGCAGAAAACAGUAUUAGAGUCAUUGAAAAUUCUGACGCGCUGCUUGAGCUUACUGAUGUCAGACUUGAAGAUACUGGAGUCUAUUUCUGUUCAAGUGGAGGCAACAAUAAGUCGGUGGAGAUCUUUGUCUACGAAGAACCAGUCAUUUUGGCGCAACUUGAAGUUGUUCAGAUGAAUCAAACGGAAGUGAAUUUGGAAUGCCAAGUUGAAAAAGGAUCGGAUUUAACUUUCACUUGGAUAGCGAGACAACAGCCGAUUAACAUCACGUGCAUCGCAAAAAAUCCUGUCGGAUUUGCUGAAAAAAUCUUCCUCCUCGAACCUAUGGAUGUUUUGACCUUGGUAACGGAGCCCGCUGGCACUGUCUUCAAGGCUGGAGAAGGUGUUUCGUUCAGAUGUGACUUGAGAAGUGAAGGCGAUAAUUUGACAAAAUGGAUCUUCAAUAAUAGAACACUCGAGCAUGUAGGCAACAUGCUAAAAUUGGAGAAUCUGGAGCCAGAAGAUAGUGGAACAUGGAAAUGUGUAAAUGGCGAAUUCUCGUCUCAGACUCAUAUUUCUGUCCUCGCCGUGCCAACUGUUGCCAUCGAGAAACUCAGCCAAGCGCGAGUAGACUCUGAACUAGAGAUCACCUGUAAAUCUGAGGGUAAUCCUCCGCCGAAGGUUUUCCUCGAGGUUGGAAAUUUCAAAGCAGAAGGACUGGGCGAACACAAAAAUAGACCUGGCAUGGUAGCAAAAUGCACAGCUAAAAAUGCGAUCGGCGGAACAGAGAGAGUUCUCGACCUCGAUGUUGAACCAGUCUGGGUUGAUCCGGUCAAAUCAUCUGUUCCUUCAGGAUCCCGACUGGAAAUUCAGUGUCACGCAGGAGGAGCAAGAACUUGGCUAAGCCCUGUUGGGGAGGAAAUUCCUUACCGUCCUCCGGCAGCAUUUGAUCCAGAAGACAGAGUUUUCAAUAGAAAUGGAACGCUGAUUUUUAAGAAGAUUUUCAAAGAUGAUGCUGGAGAAUAUUCCUGCUUUAGUGGCGAUGAUUUUACGAAAUCGACAGUGUCUGUUUUCACCCAGGCGAUGGAAUUCACGCAUACUCCUUACUCCGUCGCUCGAUUUUCCGUACCUCGAACUUGGUAUGAAUGCGUCGAUAUCAGCUUCAACAUCAAGCCGCAAUAUUACGAUGGAGUUUUGCUGCUAAUAACCGGAAGCAACAAUGUUGACUUUCUGCGACUUUUCAUGAAAGGAGGCAUAAUUCAUUUGGACUACGAUCUCGGGAGUGGUCGAGGAAAGACAGAAAGUCACAUGAUCAGAACUGGCGUUUGGAGCUCAAUCAGUCUUCGGCGAUGCGACAGAGAAGCCACUUUGACAGUCAACGAUGAGUCCUAUCGAGCCCAGUCACGUGGACUCUUCCGAGGUUUCGAUCACGAUCUUUAUGGGUACUUGGGGAACGCAGAUGGCGAACAGGGCUUUUAUGGAUGCAUGAGCGAUCUCAAAAUUGAUGGCGACGAGAUUGACUUUGCGGCAUUAUACUCUGAGGAACAGUUUGAAAUGUUAAUUUUUAGACUAAAUAAUAUUCAUUCAAAAGAUAAUAAUAUUUCAAACACAAACUAG
This is a messenger RNA of Oikopleura dioica, 8487 nucleotides long. The record is from the annotation of a GenBank genome assembly. NCBI's taxonomy places the organism in Eukaryota, Metazoa, Chordata, Appendicularia, Copelata, Oikopleuridae.